Messenger RNA from Osmia lignaria (orchard mason bee), 4540 nucleotides. RefSeq names its product muscle LIM protein 1. Gene Ontology annotation, molecular function: actinin binding; structural constituent of muscle. Gene Ontology annotation, biological process: sarcomere organization; muscle tissue development. The record is from RefSeq and is a predicted model, not a curated record. NCBI's taxonomy places the organism in Eukaryota, Metazoa, Arthropoda, Insecta, Hymenoptera, Megachilidae. Gene Ontology annotation, cellular component: cytoplasm; Z disc; nucleus.
AGUGCACCUGCCGUCGUCCAUCUCCCUCCUCUUCUCACCCACACCUCGAAAAACUACUUACCCUUGAUCCUGAACCCCAAACCCUGUCCCUCUGUUGUUAACCAAGAGAACGAAUGAAAUAGACCAACGAAAUCGACCGUCGAAUCAACCAGACAGCCUACAGAUCCAACAGCAUGAUCCUCUUCUUGACAAAUCGUGCCCUGAAGAAUGAACCUGGAUGGAACAGCAGCCCUUCUGAGUGGAUCAUAACGUCUUCGUGCACGUGUACACAACAAUCACGACCGUGUCAGAUUGUCCACUUGAUCCUAAGCCCAAAAUCUCUGUAGUCCUGUUUCUGUUUUCGAAAUUCUGUCUCCCCUGUUCCUAUUGGAGUUGGAGGCUCGUGUUUAAACGAGCCGGCAUUUCACCUUUUCUUAUUUUCUGUUCGUUAUGUUGUGAAUUUCAACCUCCUUGUAGCCCACUUGCCUGCAACCUAACCUAUAACCUAACCCCCCUUCCUUUCGUCGUCCAUCGGCACCGACAACGAUGAUGGUGAUGGUGAUGAUGAUGAUGAUGAUGAUGUUACGACGACGACGACGCGACGUUUAUUAUAAUGAUAAUUAACUGUGUUUUAAUCUAGUUCGACUGUCUCUCUCGUUUUUUUGUCACGUUUAACUUCCCGUUUCUGUUUCUUCUUUUCGUUUUCUGAGUCUCUUUUACGUUUCGUUCCGUUGUCUUUCUUAUAAUUGUUUCUCUUCCUUAAUUUUCUUUGUCCGUGCCGGAUCGAAUACUUUUCUCUUCGAUCGUGUAUAUGCAUAUAUAUACACACGCACGUCACGCGAAUAUAUACAUAUGUAUAUACUUGUUCUUCCUUUUAUUUUAUUUUUUCUUUAAUGCGAUUACAUUACAUAUUACGCUAGUUUAUAGAAUCAUUUGUACCAUCUGUAAUAAGUGCCAUUAAAAGACGAAAAAAGGGAAAGAAAAAAAAAACAGAAGGUUCCUGGUGUUCUUCAUUGACACUGUACUGCUUCGCGAAUUACGAACGCAUUUACGGUUGGACAAAAAUGUUCUUGCCAUUCUUUCUAACAAACAUACUGGAUCAGUUUCUCGAUAGUAAAAUUACUAUGGUACAGAUGAGGAAGAUUUUGGUUGACGGGUUCGUUGUGUCGAAAACAUUUUUGACCCACUGUACAUGCAUACACAACCUGCUUCGAUAUGUACACGGGUGCACGAAGAUAUUCGAACAAUUCUAAUCCUUUAUCCAAAAGAUGUACCUCCAUCUUACCUGUAACACAUAUUUUACAACUAUCCUCUUUUGAGGUUAGGUUUGCUCGAGGGCUUAUGGUGGUGUUCCCAUUUGGGUAGAUUAUCCUUAACUAAUUCUUACAAUUAAGAAUUAAUUUAAAAACUUUUUAGAAGUGUAAAAGUACUCAGGAUCAUAUUAGAAUCAAAGAUGGCCUCAGAUUCCUAACCUAACUGCCUACCUGCCUCGAACAAAUUUAACUAUUAAAAUCAAAUAUUUUUGUUGUGUCAUUUUUGGUUCGACUACACAAGCUGUGGUUCGAACACUUCCUAUGCACCGGUGUACAUACAUGUAGAUACGUAUGUAUAUAUAUUUAUAUCUAUAACCCAAAAAAAGAAGAAAAAAAUAGAAAACAGAGAAUAAUAGAAAAAAGUGCACGAAAUUUCGGCCUGGCGUCGCAAAACAGAGGAAAAGGAGAGCGUACCAAGCGCAAGGUUCAUGGAUGAACCUGCCAGGCCGUCCGUUAACCUGCACCCAGUUUCCCCGAAACCCUGGACCCCUUUCGUAAAGAAAGAAAGCACGUCAAAUCGAAAAAAAAAAAGAAAAGAAUAUUAUAUGUACACCUUAAACUACCCCCGCCAGCCCCGUCGAGUGCGAGCCAACCGGAGGCCCAUUGAACAAUAUAUGUUGUCACUUUAUCACGAGCCUGCGCGCACCCCUCGUGAUAAAGGGAACUAUCGAGUAACAAAAUCAAAAUGGGAAUUAUCGAGAGGAUCGAACGCUGUUCUGGAAUCACGAGCGAUCGCUAAGGCGCCGGAAGGAGAGGGCUGCCCUCGAUGCGGAGGAUACGUGUACGCAGCUGAGCAGAUGCUGGCUCGAGGAAGGGCUUACCAUAAGUCAUGCUACAAGUGCAAAGUCUGUCAACGGUCUCUGGACUCGACGCUUCAUUGCGAUGGUCCCGAUCGCGAAAUAUAUUGUCGAGCUUGCUAUCCGAAGAAAUUCGGUCCGCGAGGUAUUGGCCAUGCUGGGGUUAUGUGGAUCGGGCUGCAGUGCGAUAUUGAGGACGAGGGUGAGGCGGCUCCCCGUACCACCGUGAUCGACACCGCCAUAAUCAAGGCUCCCCCAGGCAAGGGUUGUCCACGCUGUGGUGGCGUGGUGUUCGCUGCUGAACAAGUGUUGGCAAAGGGUCGCGAGUGGCACAGGAAGUGCUACAAGUGUCACGACUGCACCAAAACUCUUGACUCCAUCAUCGCCUGCGACGGCCCCGACAAAGAUGUCUACUGCAAGACCUGCUACGGAAAGAAAUGGGGACCGCAUGGAUAUGGAUUCGCAUGCGGAUCAGGCUUCUUACAAACUGAUGGUUUAACGGAGGAAGAAAUCUCAGCCAGCCGACCAUUCUACAAUCCCGACACGACCUCGAUCAAGGCACCAGCUGGACAGGGCUGCCCUCGCUGCGGUGGCAUGGUAUUCGCUGCUGAACAACAGCUUGCCAAAGGCACCAUGUGGCACAAGAAAUGCUUCAAUUGUGCAGAAUGCCACCGACCGUUGGACUCCAUGCUGGCUUGCGAUGGACCUGACAAGGAGAUCCACUGUCGAUCUUGCUAUAGUAAACUUUUUGGACCCAAAGGAUUCGGAUUCGGACACGCUCCGACUCUUGUCUCGACGAAUGGAGAUCAUGCUCCCUCAUACAUCGAUUCAAAGCCUCAAGUUGGUCAGAAGCGGAACGACGGACACGGAUGUGCGCGUUGUGGCUAUCCGGUGUACGCUGCCGAACAGAUGAUCUCGAAGAACCGCGUGUGGCACAAGCGUUGCUUCAGCUGCGCCGAGUGCCAUCGUUCGUUAGACUCGACGAAUCUGAACGACGGCCCGGACGGGGACAUCUACUGUCGCGGUUGUUACGGCCGAAAUUUCGGGCCCAAGGGUGUGGGCUUCGGCAUGGGCGCAGGCACCCUGACGAUGGCCUAACUGACCAGACUUGCGAACCAGUCUUAUAUAUAUAUACGAAUUUAAAUAUAAACGCAAAAGUUAAAUUAUAUCCGGAUAGGUAUGCGUGCAAACGAACGGUGACCAUUCGUAUUAACAUGGUCGAUCGUUCGUUCGCGCGUAUCGCCAUAAUUGUAUAUGUAUAUGUAUAUGUAUAGGCGCCUGACUUCCUCGACUAACACCGAGACCAAAAGUGACGAAGAAAAUACGCUGCUCCGUACAUUGGAUAAAAAAUUCGUUUCUCUUUUCGCUAAACGACCGCAACGCGCAACACCGAUCCGAACGCGUGCGCGCCAACGACCGAGACGCAAACCGAUCACGAUCAACGAUCGUGAAGUAAGUGACAAAUCGAUUUUUGUUACUUUUUCUAUGGCGACUAUCCGCGAAACGCAUGUUCCGGACCCCUUAGUCCCCCGGAGACUUACGGAUCGAGAUCUUGGGACGUCUUCAAUUACCACGCGAAGAAAUCGAAGGUGAACUGGAUCCCUAUGUAUCCAGGGGACUAGGGGCACGAGCAACAUACAGUACAAACGGAAAAUUAGUGAUGGGCAACGAAUUUUUAACGAUUCGAUCACUGAUAAAUUUUUUAUCACUUUGAUUCGAUAUUGAAGAUUUUUGAGAAAUUUUAAUAUUCUAAACUAACGAUUUAAAGGUCUUCGAAGUCUUGAUACGAAGGUGUGUUCGUUUUUCUCAAGAUUUCCAAGACUUUUGAAAAAUUUCCAAAAUUUCAUACCCUCGAACGAAACUCGAAGCGAUCAUCGGCCCGUCGCUGCUCGAAACGCGAUCAGGAGCAACGAUGUAACGACAACGAAUAAAAAAGAAACAUAUAGACGAAAAGAAUGCAAUAGAUGCGAAGAACGAUUAUUUUCAAUAAAUGUAUAUUUCGAAAAGGAACGAACGGAAAUUGUGGGCUAUGGGUUGGGCUGGGUUGUGGACCUGUUUGAAAAGGGAAGCGACGAACAUCGUGUCUCGACGGCACUCGACAUUCCAUUUGUCAGAUCGAAGACGCGUCGAAGGAAAAGUCAUCGUUCGGGAAAAUAAUGAUGCAAAUGAUGUGCCUCGCGCGCUCAGCAAUCGCCCGAAGCAUUUACUAUAUAAAAAUAGUUUCAAUAUCGACGGCGCACACACACACACAGUAAGAGAUAACGUGCUCGUUAGGUUCUAACCCUUAAACCGGAAGCUUUCGUAGCGUCGGCGCAAAUAAUAUAACACGUUGCAAUCUUCAAUUUUCUCCGCGAUUAAUCUUUAAGUAGCCGCGCGAACGUUGACGAUGUCAAACGCGCCACGGCGAGUCUUGUGUAAAAUAAAUAUCAUUUCUCGAUUUCUAGAACGCCA